Caenorhabditis bovis is the source of this 735-nucleotide messenger RNA. Lineage: Eukaryota; Metazoa; Nematoda; Chromadorea; Rhabditida; Rhabditidae. The record is from the annotation of a GenBank genome assembly.
AUGCGGGUCAUUUUUCUUUUUCUCAUUUUUGCGUCGGCAGUAUCGUCUACAAGUGUUGAUGUGCUUAAGAAGUCAUCAGAAGUAUCGCAUAUUCCGAUGAAGCCAGAAUUUGCCGAAAAAUCUAUGAACCCUCUUGUUGAUGACGAUGAUUCUGAAUACGAGGCUUCGGCCGACUAUCCGCCUUCUUUUAAUGUAAGGAAGACUAAUAAUGAAGUCUUUGAGCCGAAGAAGGAAGAUGAAGACCCUAAAGAGGAAGCUGUGGAUCAUAAGAAUUAUACACCAGAUGCUAAAAAGGAAGUUCAACCUAAGACAGGCCAAGUCGAUUCUAAAGAUGAAACCGCGGUUAUUCCAAAGAUGAUUGAUAUUUACGUUGAUAGUGAAGAUUCAAAUAAUUCGACGGUUUCAAUUCACUCUGAGAAUGAUGAAAAUGAAGAGAACGAAAAUCAAGAUAUCUUAUCUUACAUUGAUUUGUUCCUCAGGAAAAUCCAGAAGACCCCUAACCUCCUUGCACUUGCCAUUGGAAUCUUCUCCGGACUUAUGACUUUCACACUUCUCGUCCUCAUCACCUCGAUUUGUUGCCGACCAAAGAAAUCGGUUAUUCCAAACAUCACCAACGAAUUUUAUGAAGCUACUAUGUGCUCCCAGCGUUUUGACUCGGUCAAUCUCACUGAUAAAGGAGAAGUAACUAUUCCAUUGAUGUCCCCAGGACAAGACUCCCGAAACAUGAUUGUUUGA